AUGGAAAGGAUUGGCAAUUUGAUGGAUCGGCGUAAUCAAGAUAGAAAUGUCGAUAUUGCUCAAGCUGUCCAAGCCGCUUUGGCUGCUGCCAAUCAGGCCAAUGUGAAUGAUGGAAAUGCUGGGAACGAGGGGAAUAAUAUAAAUGAUGGGAAUAAUGGCCAGAAUAAUGAGGCCGUCAAUGUUCAAGGAGGUGGAAAUACCAAUCGACGGAUGGGUCAGCUAGUGGAACAAUUUAUAAAGUUAAAGCCCACUCAAUUUGACGGUAUCGAGACCCCAGAGUUGGCACCGAGAUGGAUAGAAAAGUUGGAAAAGGCUUUUGGAGUCUUGGGGUGCACAGAUGAGGAGAAAGUACUCCUAGCAGUUUACCAGUUGGAAGGUACCGCUAAUGACCGGUGGAAUGCCACCAAAGCCGGAGUAUUUCCGGAAGGUGUUGAUCCGACUUGGACCGCUUUUAAGACUACCUUCAAUGAUAAGUAUUUCUCAAAGACGGCGCGAGAGAGGAAGUUAGUAGAAUUCUUGCGGUUGCUCCAAAAUCAACUAACAGUGGAUCAGUAUGAGGCUGAGUUUGCCAGAUUGUCGAGGUAUGCACCGAGAUCGGUUGAGGAUCCGCAAGAGAAGGCACGGAGGUUUCGAGAUGGAUUGAGGUCGGAACUUCGCAAUCAGAUGGUGGCUUUGAAUCUGAGAACUUAUAAGGAGAUAUAUGAACGGAGCCGGAUGAUAGAUAGGGACGUGAGAGAAAGAGCUCUCGCAUCUGGAUCACGGUUUUCUCCGUCGAAAGAUAAUCGUCAAUUCGGCAAGAGGCCGAUGUUAAGCAAUAGAGGCUUUGCUCCUCCCGUUAAGAAGAACCUUGGGAAACCAUCGCAUCAAUCGAACUGGAUUUGCCGCCUGUGCUGUAGAAGACAUGGGAACGGACCUUGCCCGAGCGGAACAGGUGCAUGUUUCAAGUGUGGCCGGUUCGGCCAUCAGAUAAGGAAUUGUCCGAGCCAAGCUCUGGGACCUAGACCUCAAGGUCGGCGACCACAAGUGGGACCGCAGUCUGCUGCUCCGCAGGAUAAUUUGAAUAGACCACCCGCUCAAGGAAGGGUUUAUGCAGUGGCACGAGGUGAAGCGGAGAACGCACCCGGCGUGGUCACGUGUACGGUUAAAUUAUGCGGUCAUCCCGCCUAUGCUUUAUUCGAUCCUGGAGCAUCGCAUUCAUUUGUGUCUACUCGCUUGCUUGAUUUGGCUAAUGUCAAAUUGGAACCAUUGGAUGUGAUGUUGCAUGUUACUACCCCAUUAAAGGAUAAAGUGAUUGUUUCGCUAGGUUGUGAGAAGCGUAGCAUAGUCGUUGGGGGUAACGAGGAUAGGAUAGAUUUGGUUAUGCUGCCUAUGUUUGAUUUUGACGUGAUUAUUGGAAUGGAUUGGCUGAGUAGACAAAAAGCGGUAGUUGAUUGUGGUAGCAGGGUAAUCCGUUUCUAUCCGGAUGAUCGCCCUAGAUUUGAGUUCGUAGGAAGUCGAGGAGGAAUCUCGAUUCCUUUAAUUUCGUCACUUGAGGUGACAAAGUUGUUAGAUGAGGGGUGCCAAGCGUAUUUGGCUGCAGUAGUGGAUACGACGUUCAGGGAACCUAACUUGGGGAGUAUACCGGUGAUACGCGAAUUUCCCGAUGUAUUUCCUCGAGAAUUGCCGGGUUUGCCACCAGAGAGGGAAAUUGAGUUUAUAAUUGAGUUAGCCCCCGGAACGGAACCAAUUUCGAAGGCACCUUAUAGAAUGUCCCCGUGCGAGUUAAAGGAGCUUAAGGUUCGGAUGCAAGAAUUGUUAGAUAAGAGAUUUAUUCGAUCGAGCGCGUCACCUUGGGGAGCGCCGGUGUUAUUCGUGAAGAAAAAGGAUGGGUCAUUGCGAUUGUGCAUUGAUUAUAGGCAACCGAAUCAAGUAACGAUCAAGGAUAAAUACCCGUUGCUGAGGAUCGAUGAUCCGUUCGAUCGGUUGCAAGGGGCCUCAAUGUUUUCUAAGAUAGACCCGAGGACAAGUUAUCAUCAAUUGAGGAUAAAGAAAGAAGAUAUCCCGAAAACGGCGUUUAGGACGAGAUAUGGGCAUUAUGAAUUUACCGUCAUGCCGUUCGGAUUGACCAACGCCCCAGCUGCAUUUAUGGAUUUAAUGCAUCGAGUAUUUAAGGAGUAUUUGGACCAGUUUGUGAUUGUCUUUAUUGACGAUAUUUUGAUUUAUUCGAAGAGUAACGAAGAGCAUAAACAACACUUGAGAGUUGUCUUGCGGACUUUGAGAGAACACUCGCUUUACGCUAAGUUUAGCAAAUGCGAGUUUUGGCUGAACAAAGUGGCAUUUCUUGGUCACGUGAUAUCGGGAGAAGGAAUUUCAGUAGACCCCUCAAAAAUCGGCGAUCAUGAAUUGGCCGAGGCCUACGACAGUCAUUGA
This is a messenger RNA of Rhodamnia argentea, 2409 nucleotides long. RefSeq lists its product as uncharacterized. The transcript has a single exon. The record is from RefSeq and is a predicted model, not a curated record. Lineage: Eukaryota; Viridiplantae; Streptophyta; Magnoliopsida; Myrtales; Myrtaceae. Gene Ontology annotation, molecular function: zinc ion binding; nucleic acid binding. The coding region runs from base 1 to 2409 and encodes 802 amino acids.